UUUUCAGUGAAUAGCACCAGAGGUGUCAGAGAAAGGGAGAAUGGGUGCUGGGUAAGAUUGCCAUGGUAAUGGAGCUGUUUAGGGAGUUAAGAUCAGGACCCAUGUCUGUGUGGAGUAUAAAGCCUGGUGUAGAGAAGGAUCAAACGGGCUGAUGGGUGCAGACACCAGACAGACCUAAGGGCCUACGGGCUUGUCCAGGUAGCUGACUGCAGGAGAAGCAUACAAGGUGAAGGGCUUGGCUUCUGCCAAGGUCUCAGCCCAGGCUAGAGGAUCAGCCGAGGGCCCAGGACUCUCCCUCUUGCCACAUUGUGAGGGAGAGCCCCAGCAUCAUUGUGACCCGCUUACCCCUAGGAGCCUUUGGGACAGGUAGACGGGCUGGUUGGUUCUGUGGCACAGUGGGCUGGGGGCCUAGGGGCCCCAGUGGCCCUAGGGACCCCCAUGGCCAUGGCUGAAUGGCCACGGUCUGGGUGGGCCUCGUAUCAGAGCCCCAACACCAACAACUGCCAGGACCUGGGCAACUCCAUCCUGUUGCUGCUGGGCCUCAUCAUCUGCAUUAAUAUUGGCAUCAAUAUGGUGACACUGCUCUGGCACAAACUCCGUGGCUUUUUACACCACAUGUUCUGCCAUAUUGUUUGUGAGAAAGAAGCUAAGUCAUCCUCACCUGGGAAGAAGACCCAGACCCUGAAGCAGAGCUCCCCUGCAGUCCACCUUCGAUGCACCAUGGACCCUGUGAAAAUGACCGUGACCCCCCCACCCACUCGCCGUCAUCGUCAUCGCCAUCGACGCUCAUCAGCAUGCCGUGUCCACUGCCCAGUAGCGUGGGCUCCUGACACUGAUGACAAGAGGCUCCCACAUCAGCACCCAGCAACCUGCUCCCACAACUGGGAUCGCCCUGCAGACUGGGAAGACUUUCAAUCCAACCAGGGGUUCUGGGCUCCCUGGGCCCAGGAUGCUGUGGAGCCACCUCCCCAAACAAUCCGCUUCCAGCAGACUGUAGAGGAAAGGCCCCUCAGAAGAGAGAUGCUGUCAGAGCUGGGCCUAGAGGCUUAUGUGUACCCUGUGAACCCUCCACCCCCCACCCCACAGGUCCUGAGCCACAGGAACAGUGUAGGGAGGGUGGGGGCUGAAGGAGAGCAGCAGCAGUGCUCACCAGCUCCGCCAGCCCCUCUGCCCAUCCAGGGCCCAGCAGUUGUCCCAUAUAUCCACCGGCGCCGCUCCUCAGGCCGUAUAAUGUAUGACGCCCGUGAUGUGAGGCGGCGGCUCCGGGAGCUGACCCAGGAGGUGGAGGCCCUGUCCCACUGUUACCCCCUGGCCUCUGGAACCAGCACUGUUGAAGGGACAGGCAAGGACUGGGUAUACCGUCCCCUGACAGAGAGGUGACUGGGAGAAUUAAAAAAAAGAGAGGA
Messenger RNA from Hipposideros armiger (great roundleaf bat), 1406 nucleotides. RefSeq names its product spermatid maturation 1 (gene SPEM1). Gene Ontology annotation, biological process: sperm individualization; flagellated sperm motility. Bases 439 to 1380 code for a protein of 313 amino acids. Gene Ontology annotation, cellular component: cytoplasm. NCBI's taxonomy places the organism in Eukaryota, Metazoa, Chordata, Mammalia, Chiroptera, Hipposideridae. The transcript has 3 exons. The record is from RefSeq and is a predicted model, not a curated record.